UCGUCGGUUCGCGUUCGCACAUUCUGCGCGCUUCCAAGCGCGGGCCCAGGGACUGGCUGUAUGGCUCUUGUUUCCAAGCAGGGUGGUGAGCUGAGUAGUAAAACUGUAGCGUUGCAGCCUUCCCAAGCAAAGGCCUUUUCUUAUUUUAAAGUGGCGAAUCUGCGAGGCGCAACCCAUCGCCAGCUCAGUUUAGGCGGUUGUCAGGGUGAAAUAAGAUGGCGGCAGGGACAGAGGAAGACACAGAGCUGAGGGAUCUCCUCGUGCAGACACUCGAGUCCAGCGGAGUGCUAAAUAAAAUAAAGGCAGAAUUGCGAGCAGCUGUAUUUUUAGCAUUAGAAGAGCAAGAAAAAGUAGAGAACAAAACUCCUCUGGUGAACGAAAGUUUGAAAACAUUUUUAAACACAAAAGAUGGUCGAUUAGUAACUGGUCUUGUUACUGAAUUCCUUCAGUUUUUCAAUCUUGAUUUUACCUUGGCUGUCUUUCAGCCUGAAUCAAGCACAUUAAAUGGGCUUGAGGCUCGAGAAAAUUUAGCUCAAGAUUUGGGAAUUAUUGAAGCUGAAGGUACAGUGGAUGGGCCCUUGCUACUGGAAGUAGUGAAAAGAUGUCAGAAGAAAGGAGCUUCUAAUAGUGGAGAAGUAAUUCCCAUAAUAUCUGGCAUUGUACAUUCUCCUCCAAAAUCAUCAGAUGGAAGGCUUAACUUACCCCCAUUGCCAAGUAAGAUACCAAGGUAUAAAGGACAUCGUAAAAACAAACAGUGCUUGGACACGGCUGAGCAGGUUUCUGGAAACAGUCAAAGCGAUACAAGCAUCUCAUCUGGAGAAACAAAGAGUAAAGGCAUUAUUCACUUCUUACCUAACGAAGCAAAAUUAGUUUCUCAACAAAACAGAGACCCAGAUACCAAAGAAAAGAAUAGCCUAGCAGAAGUGGAUGAUGCAGAAGAAGACCCCUUCUUUGAUGAUCCCAUACCAAAACCAGAGCAAACGUAUGGCUGUGAUACUGUGGAAGAUACCAAGGAACUGUCUAUAACUGAAGGCAGGCAGAAAUCAUGGGAGAGGAAAAAUGACUCUAGCAAAGAAGGAAAUGUUGCAUCUCUUUCUGAUGCACCACCUAUAAACAGUGGUCUUAAUUCUUUGAUUGAACCAUCUCCAUUAAAGGAGCCUGACAGAGAUGAAGAGGAAUAUGCUGAUGACUUCAACAGUGCCAGUCAACGAUCAGAGAAAAGUGAAGCCAGUAUUGGCGAAGAAAUAGAAGAUAUUUCUGUGGAAUUAGAUGAGUUCAAUACUAGUGAUAAACUUGAAGACCUCACACAAGACUUUACCAUUUCUCAGUUAAGUGGUCAUGAAGAUUAUCUAGAAGAUGUUGCUUGAUUGUGGAAUGGAGAACUUAAUCUGUUGGAUUGAGAACUUAUGUAGACUAUAAGACAAUCACUCUGCUUUAUUAUCCCCAUCCAAAAUUGUGCCUUGUGUUUCAAAGGAAUAAAACAACGAAGCUGGAGAUAGGGGAAAAAGCUUUUGAACUUCCAAGAACUGAACAAAUAUUUAGUUUUGGAGUGUAGCAUUGAAGAUUGCUCUCUAGUUCUGUUAAAUAUUUCACAGAAGGUGAUGGAUGACCCGUUGCAGGCAGCGGAUAUACCAAGAUGAUGUCUUCUACACAAAUCCAUAAGGGAAAAUAUCUGCAAAGCAGAACAAUGGCAGAUGUGGUAUAUUAGUAUGGUAACCAUCUGGCUUUUGGCUGAAAAAUGAAGAAAAUACAACUUGUUCUUUUUGUGGACCUUAUUAUAAUUGUCAGUUUCAAUAAUAAUUUUCUGUAGUAGCUGUUCAAGUUAUUUCAGCAGCCACUGGAUAUCAGCCAAGAUUUUCAAAACUAGCUAGUUAAGAUGCCUGAUCUGAAGCAUAUUAGAAGAUCUUGGUGUUUGAACUGUGAAUCCCUAUAACUUUUAGUAAGCUAGCCCCUUGUUGCAACUUGGGUGCUUGGCUGUUGUGCAUCAGGAUCACUAGAUACUUCUGAAAAUUGGAAUAUGAGCCUUAACUCUAAACCUAUUUUUAUAGAUUUAAACAUUUGCCACGCUAAGCUAGGUGCCUGUUUGUUAAUUUAAUGAAAUAUCUGAAUUAUUAUUAGCAUGGUUU
Molecule: messenger RNA, 2126 nt
Organism: Heteronotia binoei (common prickly gecko)
Lineage: Eukaryota; Metazoa; Chordata; Lepidosauria; Squamata; Gekkonidae
Gene: CEP43
Product: centrosomal protein 43
Exons: 13
Coding region: 216-1367 (383 amino acids)
Biological process (GO): microtubule anchoring
Cellular component (GO): centrosome
Molecular function (GO): protein binding
Source: RefSeq, a predicted model, not a curated record